Maniola jurtina (meadow brown) is the source of this 4331-nucleotide messenger RNA. It is a transcript of the gene Hcs, whose product is annotated as biotin--protein ligase. Gene Ontology annotation, biological process: protein modification process. The transcript is spliced from 15 exons. Gene Ontology annotation, molecular function: biotin--[biotin carboxyl-carrier protein] ligase activity. Lineage: Eukaryota; Metazoa; Arthropoda; Insecta; Lepidoptera; Nymphalidae. The record is from RefSeq and is a predicted model, not a curated record. Bases 372 to 3458 code for a protein of 1028 amino acids. Gene Ontology annotation, cellular component: cytoplasm.
UUGAGAAGUUAUGUCAUUUUGACGUUGACUUGACUUUGACAUUUCAUUUUGGAAGCUCUCGCGAUUGGGAGAGUGCGAAAUUAUCGCCGAUUUUGAUUUUCUAAUUUAUUUUUUCUUGUGAAAAUCAACAUAGAUAUAAACGUGUUUAUAAUCGAAUUUAAGUGCAUAGAUAUUAUAUUAUUAGCUGGUAAUUCCAUUUUCUUUUAUACCAUACAUUAUUGGAUUAUAUCAUGUGCAGAUAGUAUGUACUUUGGAAUCAAUACUCGAAUAGCAAGUGAGCUUGGAUUUUAUUGGAUUUAAUAUUGAACAAACUUGUUACAAUGAGAAGGAGUUUUGCUUAGUGGACGCCAGGGUGAAGUCAAACAGUAAUUAUGCUUUUCACGCCGAUUUACAUCGCAAUGACUUUCAUAAAGACCUGGCGUAUUCGCUCAUUUAGAGCUCGUUUGUUGGAAUUUCUAAGUGGUAAUACGAGUGUCGCCUUUUGUAAAGUACCUGAAAAUGCUGCAGAAACCCCUACACUCAGUUCAAAGUUAUGUAUAAAUCCAAAGAAUGCAUACUUGUGUGACCUCCUCGACUACACCAAUGCAUCUAGGAUAUGCAGUAUGAAGCCCACUCAAUGUAUAGAAGUCACUGACUGGGUGUCCUGUGCUGGAGGCCUGCCAUUGGGAUCUGGAGACUCAACAGUGGAAUCUGAUCUCAAUGUUGAAGUGUUGUUUGAAUGUGAAAUGGACCCUCAUGAAGAAAGCUCCUAUCAUGAUAUAGUUACACUGGAAUCUAUGGGCCAGCCUGUAGCCUGGAAAGCAGGAUCACAUCUGGCGAUAGUGUUGAAGACAAAUAUUGAAAACCUAAGUGUUGUUGGCUUCCAUUUUGUUGGAGGAGAGUUUAUUAUAGAUCACAAAUUACCAGUUGUUAGAAUACAAACUGUUCAAAUAUCUGGAGAACCAAAUAAAGCAACAGAUCUAUCAAUGAGAGGUCUUCGUAGUGAAAUACAAGCCAGCUUAAAGCAAUCUCAUGAACAGUUCCAAUGGCCAGUCCACGCGGCUCUCUUAAGAAAAUUAUCCAAAGUUGUUGAUAUCAAAUCUGAUAGGAGAAAUGGCGUAGAAAUGAAUGGCGGAAGUGACCAAAUUGACACAACAUCUGUAGGUAGAAGAAAUGUUACCCUCACGGAUGUUAGUACGAUCACAACCAAAUCCCUCUCAGAUGAUCAAGAUGAGCCACCAAAACAGAAAGAACCAGAAAGUUCCGAACCAGUAUCACAGAUCGAGGUAAAAUUCUCAAAACAGUCCCCAGUCAAAAUAACACAAACCAUUACAGAAAGUACAAGUACAAUACGUAAAUCCCCGGAAAAGAAACUUGGGAAGUCACCUGAAAAAGUUCUAGGUAAAUCGCCAGAAAGAAAACUUACAGUUCCUGAGGGUGAAGAAUUAGUGGUUGAAAAUGUUACUGUCGAAAUCCAACACAACAUAACACCAAAGAAGUCUAGUCUCAAAUUAGAUUUGAAAAAGGGAACGAGUCAACUCUCUUCUUCAUUGCUCAAUAUUUCAAGUCAAAUAAAAUCGAUAACGACUCAUAAAAGGGUAGUCAGCACGACCGCUCCGAAGAGACCUCAGAGUCAAAUGGAAGUGACAACACAAAUCAAAGAGGAAACGCCGAAAAGCUCGCCUUCUCAAAUGACGCCAAAGUCCACAAAAAGUUCCCGUCCAUUAGUGAAUACUAAAUCACCAAAUGUAUUAAUCUAUUCAGAUAGUAUAGUGGCUAGAGACAAUCUAGAAGCAUCUUUGAGAAAAGUAUUAGACUGUGAUAGGUACACAGUGUACAGUGUAACGCCGGAGACGCUGUGCGCGGGCGCGUGGCGUGGGCGUGCGGCGCUGGUGGCGGUGGCGGGCUGCGCGGGGCGCGCGGCGCCGCUGCUGCUGGCGCACCUGCUGGACGGCGGCCGGCUGCUGGGGCUCUGCACCGACCUGCUUCACACCGUGUUGCCGCACUACAAGACUGCUGAGAUUAGAGAAAACGAAGUAGUGCAAUUUUCCUAUGACAAGUGGAAGUCAGUUAAGAUGAAACACCAUAUAUUCUGCUACCAAGCAUCGCCUGCUAAGAAACAGUUUUCAACAGAAAGUGAUAGACAAGCCAGUCAGGACGCUAAUAUGUGUUGGUACGCAUUUACACCCUAUUCCGAGCCUUCGAAAUAUACUGGGCAUCCUGGUCAUGAGCUCGAUAUCCAGGUGUUGGCCUCGGAAGAGACGUGGCGCACUCCGUCCCUGCUGCAGGCUACUGACCUAACAAACAAUGGUGUUGCCAUAUUCUCACAGAUACAUCUAGAAGCCGAUCCUUGCGACUAUCUCGGCGAAGAAGGGAUCAGAAGCAACGAAGCCAGACUGGAGAUCCUACACAAAAUCCUAGGUGAUAUUCUAGGCCUCCACGUCAAAGACACCCGAGAAAUCACCCAGUUAGAAUACACCAGGGGUUACUUCCUUGGAAACCACGUGCAAAAGAUGUCGCUAGUGGAGGAGUGGUGCAAAGCAGUGGACGGACGGCGCGUACAGAAGCUCGCUGGCUUGACGAUACAAUGGUGCAUGCGGGACGAGGCCGCCAUACAACCCCCCUCCGAGACCUUCCUCCCCGUCCACUUGUACGAGUGUCCUGAACACUUCUCCACUGUUGAAUAUUUUGAUAACCUAACGUCAACCCACCUCGGGCGCGCAGUAAUAUACGCGGACGUGCUGUCCACCACGCUGGCAGUGAUGCGCAGCCCGCUCGCGCACGGCGUGGGCGCCGUGGCGCGGCGACAGGUGGCGGCGCGGGGCCGGGGUGGCAACCACUGGAUCACCACCCCGGGCCAGGCCGCCAUGUCCCUGCAGGUGUGGCGGAAAAUCUCCCCGACUUUGCCGUUAGUGCAGCACGCAGCGGCCCUAGCUGCCGUGCGCGCCGUGCGCUCGGACCCGGCCUACGACCAACUCGAUAUAAGAAUAAAAUGGCCUAACGACAUUUACUUUGGACGCGAAACUAAAAUAGGCGGUACUAUCACCACUGCGAAUUGUACGGGCGACGAUGUUAUUAUCGAUAUAGGUACGGGUGUUAACAUUUCGAACAGCGUCCCAACGACAUGCGUUAACGAUAUAAUAGCGGACUACAACAAAAAGCACGGUACAACACUAGCGUCGAUAUCGAUAGAGAAGUUCCUAGCUCGAUAUUGUUCACAAUUAGAGCGAAUUUUGGAGUAUAUGGAAACUGAAGGCGGAGUUGAUGCAUUCCUUGAGCAGUACUACCAGUAUUGGCUACACAGCGACGAGGAAAUUCGCGUCCAAAGCAGUGAUGGCGGCAGUCCGGUGCAAGGCACCAUCAGCGGGCUGGACUCGGCUGGAUGGUUGUUGGUCCGGACACACAGCGGGGACAUCCGCGUCGCGCCCGACGGAAACACCUUCGACAUCAUGAGUGGACUUAUUGCCCCUAAACUUUAAGAUAAGGACCAGAAGUUAUAUAAAUGUUUAAAGUCCAGUAUGAGCCUUAAGUCUAAGCUUUGACGCCACCCAUGGAGUGCAGUGAAGAACAAAUCAAAGUCGGCUUUAUUCACUUUGGCAUAGAGUUGAAAUUGGAAUAAUGAAAACAAAACAUGGAGGAAACUCAAAGCUUAGUUUGAGUUGUUAUCUAAAAAGACGCUAUGCCCCGGCUCCAUUCUAUUCUACAGGUGUGCGUUGUGCUUUAAAGGUUGGGGUUCCUCGACGUGGCGCAUACACGUAGCGCAGGAAUAUAAGAUUACUGAUAAUAAUAUGAUGAACCACCUUGAGACCGACCGCAUAUUAUCAGAAAUUGACCGUCGGAAAAAAUUGUAAUAGAUCCCGCAGGCUGUCAGAAUUUUACCGGAUCGGUCGUACGCUUCUGAUGUAGGUAUGUACUCAGGGUGAGAGCGACAGAUUGAUUUCUAACAGAUAUUUUUUGACAAAAUGCUUAAGAAUACCUAUAGUGCCCGUCAGCUCUAGCAAAGUUAAUUCGUAUAUGACGGUUCACUGUUACUCCCAAGGUGCUGGCAUGGCGACCUCGCACGGGAAAUCACAGCGAUGGCAGAUCUAUUUACAAUUUUUUUAACUGGUUUUACGGCUCUGGGGUCUAGCCCUUUUGAGCCUAUCUACUUACUAGGUGAAUAAACGAGUGGCAGGGAGCCGCUGGCGUUAGACCGCAGCGUGUGUAAUUCCUUAUAAAAGACCUAUGUUCAGCAUUUGACGGCUAUCGUCUCGCGACUAAUAAGGACCUUAAGGGGCAUGAGACACGCGAAAUUCAAAUUUAAUUUGGGUUUUCGCAAUUUGUAAACUAAUACGACAACGUAGGCUAAUAAA